This is a messenger RNA of Glossina fuscipes, 2085 nucleotides long. RefSeq names its product actin-interacting protein 1 (gene flr). Gene Ontology annotation, biological process: sarcomere organization; locomotion; actin filament depolymerization. Gene Ontology annotation, cellular component: cortical actin cytoskeleton. The coding region runs from base 16 to 1899 and encodes 627 amino acids. Lineage: Eukaryota; Metazoa; Arthropoda; Insecta; Diptera; Glossinidae. Gene Ontology annotation, molecular function: actin filament binding. The transcript is spliced from 8 exons. The record is from RefSeq and is a predicted model, not a curated record.
CAUUUUUAAACAAAUAUGUCUGUACCACAAUGCAAAAUUCCAAAGUACCGUAGGAAUAAGGCGCACCCACAAUGCUUGCGUUAUGCGCGCCUCACGAACUGUCAAGAAUUCACAUAUGCAACUUUACCUCGUACUCAGCGUGGCCAACCCAUCGUUUUGGGAUCGGAUCCUAAGGGCAAAAACUUCCUCUAUACUAACGGCAAUUCAGUAAUCAUUAGAAAUAUCGAGAAUCCUGCUAUCGCUGAUGUUUAUACAGAACAUUCAUGUGCCGUCAAUGUAGCCAAAUAUUCGCCAAGUGGUUUCUAUAUUGCAUCUGGAGAUCAAUCGGGUAAAAUACGUAUUUGGGACACAGUUAAUAAAGAGCAUCUAUUGAAAAAUGAAUUUCAACCAAUUGCUGGUCCGAUUAAGGACAUAUCUUGGUCUCAGGAUAGUCAACGUAUAGUAGUAGCGGGUGAGGGUCGCGAGAGAUUUGGACAUGUAUUUAUGGCGGAAACUGGUACUUCGGUAGGUGAAAUCAGUGGCCAAUCUAAAUCUAUAAAUUCUUGUGAUUUUCGUCCUGCUCGACCGUUUCGCAUAGUAACGGGCAGCGAAGACAACACUAUAGGAGUGUUUGAGGGACCACCUUUCAAGUUCAAAAUGACCAAACAGGAUCAUUCACGUUUUGUUCAGGCUGUACGCUAUUCACCCGAUGGUAAAUAUUUCGCCUCGGCUGGAUUCGAUGGCAAAGUCUUCCUCUAUGACGGUACUACAUCGGAUUUAGUCGGCGAAUUCGGUAAUCCGGCUCAUAAGGGCGGAGUAUAUGCAGUCGCCUGGAAAUCUGAUGGUACUCAAUUACUUACCUGUUCGGGUGAUAAAACUUGUCGUUUAUGGGAUGUGGAAACUCGAGAGCUAUUAACAGAAUUUGUCAUGGGUUCUAAUGUAGAUGAUCAACAAGUUUCGUGUUUAUGGCAAGGCGAACAUUUACUUACAGUAUCUUUAUCGGGUCAUAUGACGUAUCUAAACAUUAACGAUGCUUCAAAACCAUCACGUGUUAUUAAAGGUCAUAAUAAACCUAUAACCGUGUUGGGUCUUAGCGAUGAUCGCAGUACUAUUUACACUGGUAGUCAUGACGGUAUCGUGAUCAGUUGGAAUUCGGGUAGUGGAGUUAAUGACCGAGUCUCAGGUAUUGGGCACGGUAAUCAGAUGAACGGUAUUGCAGCAUGGGGCGAUUUUGUCUACACGUGUGGCAUUGAUGAUAGUUUACGUCAAUUCAGUGUCGAAUCGAAUGCUUACACCGACUAUGUGGUCAAAUUAAAUUGUCAGCCACGCGGUUUAUCCAUUUUCCGCAAUGAAGAUAUAAUUGCUUUGGCUUGUGUCAAGGAGCUCACUUUGGUACAGGAUCAGAAAAAAAUCUUCUCACUGCCUAUAAAAUACGAGGCCACUUCGAUCUCGGCUAAUGCAGAGACAUUAGAUAUAGCCGUUGGUGGUGAUGAUCAAAAGUUACAUAUAUACAGCUUGAAAAACUCCAUCUUAGAACCAAAAAUCGAACUCGAGCACUUGGGCGCCGUAACCGAUUGCUCGUAUUCGCCUGAUAAUAAGUAUUUGGUGGCUUGUGACGCUCACCGUAAAGUAGUAUUAUAUAAUGUGGAAGAAUAUAAGAUGGCUCACAACAAAGAAUGGGGCUUCCAUAAUGCUCGUGUUAAUACAGUGGCCUGGUCACCCAAUUCUUUAUUAGUUGCCAGCGGUUCAUUGGACACUAACAUUAUUAUAUGGUCGGUUAACAAUCCCUCAAAGCACACCAUUAUCAAAAAUGCUCAUCCUCAAUCUCAGAUUACACGUCUCGUAUGGUUGGACAAUAAUACUGUAAUAUCUACUGGUCAAGAUUGUAAUACAAAAAUCUGGCAUGUGGAGACAAUCUGAAUUGUCUUUGGAUGCAAUUAUUGUUUUAACAAGAAAUGCUUAGCGAACUCUCAUCUUAUACAAUCCGCAGAGUUUCUUCAUAUAUGAUAACAGUUUUUCAUAAACCAUAAUGCAUUUUAGUUUGUAUAUCCUUUUGCCCCAAAUUUGCAUUUCUUUAAGUUUAAAAGUAUUUUGUUUGCAUUAUAA